Dendroctonus ponderosae (mountain pine beetle) is the source of this 4809-nucleotide messenger RNA. RefSeq names its product G-protein coupled receptor dmsr-1-like. The transcript is spliced from 4 exons. Gene Ontology annotation, cellular component: membrane. NCBI's taxonomy places the organism in Eukaryota, Metazoa, Arthropoda, Insecta, Coleoptera, Curculionidae. The record is from RefSeq and is a predicted model, not a curated record. Bases 353 to 1495 code for a protein of 380 amino acids. Gene Ontology annotation, biological process: G protein-coupled receptor signaling pathway. Gene Ontology annotation, molecular function: G protein-coupled peptide receptor activity.
AUUCAUAACAUUUAUGCGAUUUAAUCGUUAAAGUUAAGUGGCUACUAAUACACUAAACUAAUAAAUUUUACGAACAUUAUUAACACCUCCCGAAAAACAUUAUGAUGACGGUCAGUUUAGUAUAAUCUUCAUUGCCCAAUAGAGUUAAAUGCACGCACACGAAUUGAUACUCUUUUAAAUUUUUUUUGUCAAAAGCUCGACUUUCCUCGGCAACGGCGAAUGUACGAACUCAUGCGGCUUUUUGGUCGGUUUCACGCGCUGUUUCCCGCCGGUCAUUACGAAUCAUCGUCAAUAUAAGAUUGUCUUCGAUGUUCUUCGCCUUUAACAUGUGAGAAGCUACAUUCUGGAGGCAAUGAAGAACGCAACAUACUGUGACUUUGGAGACUUUGGACGGCAGUACCGAGAAUACCUACAUGGAUAUCUCAGCCUUUCUGUGUGCAUAUUUGGCUCAAUCGCCAAUAUUCUCAACAUUUGCGUGCUGAGGUCUAAAAACAUGCGUUCGCCAACGAAUUAUAUUCUCACUGCUCUCGCUCUAGCUGACCUGCUGGUGAUGCUUCAAUAUAUUCCUUUUACAGUCCAUCGCAACUUGCCGCCUAUUCCACUUCAUUACUGGCACUUCAGCUAUGGCUGGGCACUGUUUUACAAAUUCCACUCGCUUUUCACUUUGGUGCUUCACUUUAUUGCCUGUACUUUAACGAUUAUUCUUGCUGUAUGGAGGUACGUGUUCAUUACACAGAUACACACCAACAAGAUUUGUUCUAACCAGAGCCGCACUUUGAUGGUGAUCUUAGUAACGUACUUUCUAUGUCCCCUGGUGUGUUUUCCGAUUCUUUCAACCCUGGAAAUAGUCCCCUAUCAGCAAACGUGCGACUUGAGCGGAGCUAUAGUUGAUAGAGCUCAUCGACUCAAAUACGAUUUAUCCGAACUGACCAACGAAACCAUUUAUAUCUUGUAUCCAAAUGAUCCUUAUAAUUUGAGCAUUUGGGUCUACACUGUACUAGUAAAAUUCGUUCCAUGUCUUCUGCUGACUUUGCUGUCGUAUAAAAUUAUUUCGGCGCUACUGGAGGCCAGGCGAAGGAAAAUGAAGCUGAUGAACGCCAAUAAGCUGCUGGAUAAUCUGGAGAAGAACAAAGCAAAAGCGGUUCAGAACUACAAGGAUAAUCAGGCUGAUCGUACCACUAAUAUGUUGUUGGCUGUGUUGAUUCUGUUUUUAAUCACCGAAUUUCCUCAAGCCAUAUUGGGGUUGAUCAGCGCUAUUCUGGGAGAGGCUUUUCUGGAGGAAUGUUAUGCCCCGUUAGGUGAUGUCAUGGACAUAAUGGCCCUUAUCAACUCCUCAAUUAAUUUCAUCCUUUACUGCACAAUGUCCAGACAAUUCCGAUCAACGUUCCAGGAAAUGUUCCACCUGAAGAAAUUUUUGGGCUGGAUUCGAUCUCCUAGUUCCAGAAGCACAUUGGCCGAAGACACGAGAGCGGAAACCAAGGUGUCGUUGGUCUAGCAAAUACUGCUUUUAGUGUUUAAAAAAUAAUUGAUAAGGCCAGCAGCUACAGCUGAGAUUGCUGAAUUGUAUUGGAAAUAUCAAGUGCCAGGGAAGUGACUUUUGUAAAUUUAGUCAAUCGCGUUACAAGCGCAUGUUAACGAAAAGCCCUUCAAAACAUGUUUCAGGAUUGCGUGAAUUUCAGCAAAUAGCAACACUUGGGAUGUUUUCGGUAAAUUGGCAAAGCCGCUUAAAUAUCGCUACGCAUUUGGAAUGAUUGCAAAGCCGCAUUAUUCAACAAAAUAUUUUAUUGUUUAAUGACAAAGAAACAAAUAUUGAAAUUAAAUAAUAUAUUUAUUGGCGUCGAUUCUGCACAAAGUGGACGGAUGCGUGCCAAAGGGAAAAUCUCACAAAUAAUCAUAAUUCAAUCAUUAAAAAUUCAGAUCAGGCAACUAAUUAUGACUCAUAAAUAAAAUUUCGUGAACUGAAAAGCUUCUUGAUAAAUUACUGGUAUGUUUAUGGCUAAGACAUAAAAUUAGUCAUUUCAAACUCCAUACAAAAACACGCCCUAAAUGAGUAAGGUUUUACCACAUUUAUCGCCCCGAAAUGAGCAGCAGCAAACAGAGUUCCAUAUUAAAAAUUUUAUUUUCGCAGCAAAAAUGCUCAUAAUUCUCCGUAUCUUAUCACAUGACGGUUUUUACCUGGCGGAUGGCGUGUUAUGGGGUUAAUUAGGGUAUUUUUAGGUUUUUCGCCCAAUGGCUACCAAUUAGCCAAAAUGUAUUUUAGAUGCAUGUUUUUACGGGUUAUUCUUAACGAGUGAGAUAUAAAUAUAGUAUAACAAACAGAAAAGUUUGUUCAUGUUAUAGAAAUAUUAUUUAUUGAUGGAUGCUAGGAGUCACAGAUCUCUAGGUGUGGUAAUCUCAGGCACCUUCAGGACCGGUUUCGAAUCUAUUAGGUUGCAUCAGCUAAGUUUAACGUGUAAAUAAUACUCUGCAUCCUGUGGAGAAAUAGGUGAGCGGAAAAACUUGAAAACAAAUAGGAAAAGGAAUAACUACAGAGGUAACAUUAACGUAAGUAUAAAGAGUUGAGAUCUUAAUGAGAUGUGCAAAGAUGAAAAGCAGGAAACAAUUGGGGGCAAAAACUGUAUUAAAAGCUUAAAACGCAAAGGAAAAAACACAAAUAUCGAUGAAGAUACUUCGUCAGACACUGGCAUGCAAGAGAAAUUCAGAUAACGAUCUGGAAUUUUGUCUUAACCCAAAGAUGUUUAAUAUGGAAACAUUUAACAUCAGCAACUUAAUUUCGUCGAAUUUAAAUCAAAAUGGUACUUUCAUUAACAUAGUUUUCGUCUAAAGUUUCAGAGAAAAUGUAUUUUGGAGGUAGUCACUUAAAAGUGUCUUUCUUGGUGUGUACAUCAUAAAUAAAGUAAUAUUAAAUUGCAUCCAAAUGUCAAAAAAAACUCAUCUCUAAAUUCAAUCGAAUCAUUUUUUGGUUAAAAUGGACCGUUAGCUCUAAAGUGGCCUUCUUUCAUCACUCUUGGCGUACUGACAAUAUUCAAAUUAUAAUUCAAAUAUUUAUAUUAUAUACUGUUGUUAACAAUCGGUUAGAAUUAAGGUCUAAAGACAUAUUUCUUGCGGUUAUUUUCCCAUUGCUAACUGAGAAUGAUUUAUCAGUUCUACCUGUUACCUGUUUUACACAAAUCUGUAAGUAAAUGCUAUCAAAGAAAAAAUACAGCCCUGGUUGCCGAGUACUUUUACAAAAUGAAAUGCUGCCGGGAUCCAAACCGCCCAAAAAUUCCCCAAAACCUCAAUUUUUUUCGGGCAUCGAAAAAUGGUAGAAGAAGUUAUUUCUGCAAAAUAAAACGCAACUAAACAACUAUUAUUAUCGUUACUCUUUAUUAUCGAAAUCCAGAACUGCCAAAACACGAUAAUUACCAAGAAAACACCAUUGAGGGAUUACUUGUAAUGUAAAUAAUUACCUUAGAUGACAAUGUAAAGUACAGUUCACAGCAGAACGACUGUAAUUUAAAGUCGAUUUGUGAAAGUCAAGUGCAAAUUAUUUUUAACUUGAAAAUUCGGAUUGCGAAUUCAAGAACAGUUUUACUUUCUGGUGUAAUUUGAAGAAGAAAAAACCUGCAAAUGACGCAAAUUACCUUCCAAUACAAUAAAAAGUUUAGUUUACAGCAGAAAAUCUAUAGUCUUCUGAAGAACUUUUAAUAUCUGAUACACAUAACAAAACAGGUCAAUCUGGAAGAAAAUGGAAAAAGAAGUCUACCUCGCAUUAAAGUCACCCAUCAUGAUGGUAAUUUUCGGGUUUCCAGAUGUUUUUUUCGGGUUUACAAUGUCUUCAUAGAACUGCUCUCUUUCAUUAUGAUCUGCGUAGCUAGUUGGUGCAACGAGCUGCAUCACUUGUCAGCUAUAUCGGUUAUUGAGUUUUCUCAUGAUGUAAAUGACUCUUUUCGAGAUCGGCUAUAUUUUGGUUACCAGAUGGUUCAUAUCCUUGUGCACCAUAUUAAAAAACAGUCGGUAAUGCUUAUAAGUAUGGGCAGAUAAUCAGUAAGUUCCAGUGGCGCCAGAAAGUCGAAUCGUAAAUAGUAUAGAUAUUAGAAAGGACGGAAGUUUUGAUGAGAAAUAUUUGGGUAUUUUUUGUUGAGGUGGCCGCUUUGCUUCAACCUGUAUUGCGCAGUGAUAUAAAAUACAUUAGCGAAAUGCUACUACUCGUUUUAAGAGUGUUGUUUUCAGGCUAAAACUAGCUGAUGAGAGCUAAUAGGCUAGAAAUCGGUCCUCAUGGUGGCUGAAAUUCGCACAUCCGGAGAUCUGUAUCUGUACUUUCUUACAUGAGAAACCUUUGACGGCUCUGAUGAUGCGAAAAGUUUCAUUGUUCUUCGCAAUCUGAUAUGUGCUCAGUACGCUCAAUAGUUCACCUUUUUAAUUUGUUGCUUUUAUUGCAAUUAAUUAUCAAAUUUCGUUGUCUAGCUAAUAAUUUAAAUAUUGCGGUUGUAAGCUGUAGUGAUUUACAUGUACGAAGACUUGAUGUGCACUGUAAACGUGUUCUCUAUUUGUCAAUAUGAUAAUCUAGCUUAGUAGAUUCCAGGUAAAAUACUUUGGUUAUAAGAUUUAAUAAACUUUUGAAAUGAAAAAAAUGCUUUGUACAACUAGGCGAAAAUUUACCAGCUGUACUAGAGCUUCGAUUCGUCCCAUUAAUAGAGUUGAAUAACAUUACUUCAUUUGUAACAAGAUUUGCCUUGGUUUCGUAUCGGCUGUGAUUUAACGUAAUUUGUAAUAAAAUAUUAUAACUAUUUGUAAAAUUGCGUUAUUAAAUCAACUAGAAAGCUACAA